AUGGACAGCUUCUGGCAGCUGGGGGAUGAGCUCCGGGGGCAGCUGAGGGUCUCGGAGGACCAUCAGUGGUCGGUGAUCACCUCAAAACUGGCCGAGCUGACAGUGGCGAAGGGGGAGCGCAUGAACUACAUCGAUCCCUCGAGGAUCCUCAUGGAAGCCAAACCCAAAGAGAGGGUUGGGUUCCAGGAGGACAACGGCAAGUUCGAGAAUCCGAGCCUCCACGCUAUGAAUUUGGACUUCAAGGUGAACGACGCCAUAGACAAGAUCUCUCUCCGCAACGGCAUGUACGGGAUGAACACUGUCUACACGAGGAACAACAACAUCAACAACCUCAAUGACAACAACAAUGCCAGCAGCUUUAAGCUGAAGACUGUCAGCAGCAAGUAUGUGGGCAGUAAUAACAGCAAAGAGAUUAACAACAUCUCCAACAUUUCUAGUAAUAAGAGCAAUACCAACAACAACAACAACAGUGGCACCAUCGCCACCGCCAACAAGAAUAGCAGCAGCGGCAACAACAACAGCAACAGUAACAACAGCAACAGUGCAAAUGCCGAUAAGCGUUUCAAGACAUUGCCAUCUACAGAGAUGCUGCCACGGAACGAGGUUCUCGGAGGGUACAUCUUCGUUUGCAACAACGACACCAUGCAAGAGGAUCUCAAGAGGCAGCUCUUUGGUGAGUGCCUUCUAAUCAUCUCUUCUUCGAAAAGUCUCUGCACUUAUGUUCUCCAGAUGUUUCUCUAGCACAUCUAAUCCUUUCUUCUCUUCCCCUUUCUUGGGCUUCAGCCCUGUUUAUUUCUCCCUCCCCUUCAAUGGCACUUUAAUCUUCUGAAAAAGAGAAAAAAAAUCAUUGGCCCCAAAUACCAAAAUAACUAUUCCCACAUUUCCAUUUUUGAAAGGCCAAUUCACAGUAUAGUUUAUUCACAGGAUGUCUAUUUCUCAGGUUUGCCGCCAAGGUACCGUGACUCUGUCAGGGCAAUAACCCCAGGAUUACCCUUGUUCCUAUACAACUACACAACUCACCAGCUACAUGGGAUUUUUGAGGUGAGCCUUAAUGGUGCAUGUGAGAUGCAUGGUUCUAAUUUUUGGCUUAUGAUGGGAUAAGAUGGAUUCUAUUAGAAGCCAAAAAUACCUUCUUUAAAAAAUACUUUUGAAUACUAUGCAUUAGUUAGUAUGUAUAACUUGUCUGAUAAUGUAUCACAUUCAACAAAUGGAUUAUUAUUUUUUGAGUAAUUCGUGAAUUACAGUAUCAAAACAUAUUUAUUUCAAGAAUCAUGUGUUAGCCCCUUUGUGGCCUCUUGAAAUCUAUUUUGCACUAAAAAAAGGCCCGUUGUGAGCUUGGCCGCGGGAUCUCAAGUUCCCUGAAAUGAGCCUACUUUCCCCAGCCCCCCUCCCCUGUAGCUGGAAGGUGGAAAUAUGAGGAUCUGUGAUCAGGGUUGCCCAUUCUCCUGUGUGAGAAAAUGGACAACCUUCUUAUUUGGAGUUUUUUCGCUGCCAUGAUGUAUAAUCUCUCUCUUUGCUUUAAUUCACAACAGUGAGAGAAAAUGGACUCCGGGCUGAGAGCCCCAGUGUGCGAGAGAUAUUAACUAAUCAACGUCCCUAGAAUGACUCUUCUCUUGAAGCAUAUAUAUAUAUAUUAUUAUUUAUUUUAAUUCUCUCACUUUCAGGCUGCCAGCUUUGGGGGCACCAACAUCGACCCCACGGCCUGGGAAGAUAAGAAAUGUAAAGGCGAGUCCAGAUUCCCUGCCCAGGUAAAUCUUGAAGGGGAAAGGAAGAGAGAGAGAGAGAGGGGGGAGGGGGAUCUCUUCUGUCUGAAGGAGGAGGGCUUUUGUUUUUUAGAAACGGGUAGGUUAAGCUGAUGGAUGAUGGGGGUCUGCAACAGGUCAGGAUCCGGGUGAGGAAGCUGUGCAAAGCACUCGAAGAAGAUGCCUUCAGGCCGGUUCUCCACCACUACGACGGCCCUAAAUUCCGCCUUGAGCUCUCCAUACCUGAGGUCAGCCUGAGUUCCUUUCCCUUUUUUUUUUCUUUUUUUUUUUUUUUUUUGUUCCUUCUACGAUUGUGUCAUGGGUUGUGAAAUCCAUUCUCCUGUACCUAUGCAUUUAUCUCUCUCCCAUACAACCUAUGCUUCAACCUGGCUGCCUCUGUUGGGAUGAUCUCGACUCCCUCUCUCAUACAAUCGCUACCCUCUCUCUCUCUCUCUCUCUCAAGCUCGUAGCGUUGAUUUUGCAGACCUUGGCGCUACUGGAUCUCUGCGAACAAGGGGACAUGUGA
Molecule: messenger RNA, 2268 nt
Organism: Spirodela intermedia
Lineage: Eukaryota; Viridiplantae; Streptophyta; Magnoliopsida; Alismatales; Araceae
Source: the annotation of a GenBank genome assembly